Molecule: messenger RNA, 1024 nt
Organism: Impatiens glandulifera
Lineage: Eukaryota; Viridiplantae; Streptophyta; Magnoliopsida; Ericales; Balsaminaceae
Exons: 5
Coding region: 32-1024 (330 amino acids)
Biological process (GO): protein transport
Source: RefSeq, a predicted model, not a curated record
UCGAAUUAGCUAGCAUAGCAUAGAAUCAGACAUGUUUGACUCCUUCUUCUUCGGUUGGAGAAAAGCUUCACAAUGCAAGAAGCUAAUCAAGAGAUUGAGUUGCCGUAUCAAGCUUCUCAACAACAAGAGAUCCUCUAUUAUACGCCAAUCCCGAAUCGACAUAGCCCAUCUUCUCAAGAACAACUAUCGUCAAAUCGCCUUUAAUCGGGUUGAGCAGCUGAUAAUGGACGAAAGAAACGUGUCUGCUUAUAAUCUUCUCGACCAUUUCUGCGAAUUCACUCUUCUUCAUCUUCCUUAUAUUCGCCAUCACAAGGACAUUCCGAAUGACAUAAACGAGGCGGUUUCUAGUUUGGUAUAUGCAUCGGCUAGAUGCGGCGAUCUGCCUGAGCUUCUGGUAAUUCGUAAGCUAUUUUCUAACCGUUAUGGACAAACCUUUGCACUUCUGUCACUCCAAUUACUGCCCGGAAACCUAGUCAACCAUCAGGUAAAAGAAAAUCUUUCUUUAAGAUGUGUUUCGGAUGAAGAUAAGUAUAAAAUAAUGAAGGAAAUCAUAUCAACGAGCUGUCUCAAAAUUGAAGCAAUAUUGGCCAUCGACAAUUGUCCAUGGCAGGAAGAAAUAGUUACAUUGAUUGAGCCCGAGUACUCAUCUGAAACUGCCGAUGUCACUCGCAUUCCUGAUUCUAGAAUCGAUCUUAACUCUCAAAUGGUCUUAGAUCAUGAUCAUAAACAUCAUCAAGAUGUUGAAGAGAUUCAAUCAUGGACAAAACAAAAUGGGAAUUGUCAAGAACAAAGACUAUUUAAGUUCAAGUCAUUGUCAUCGCCUUUAUUUGAACCUUGUAUGGAAAAGGGAAGCGGAAAAAGGUUGAGAAGAAGGUCAGCUGUUUGUCGGGGAUUAAUUAAUGGAGGCGAUGCUAACAACCUUAGUCUUAAAGACGUCGAAUAUGAGAGUUACUAUGGCGCAUCAUUUGAAGAAAGACGUAAAUUUGGAAAUAAAAGAAAGUGUCGUAAGAAGGCUAAUUUGUAG